AUGGCGUCGGACAUGCCGACUGACCUACCACCAGGUUGGGAAGCUAAGCGAGCUGGCGACCAAUGGGUGUACUUGAACCAUGUCACCAAGACCACGCAGUGGGAGAAGCCGAUCGUGGCCAAACCGAUUCCGCCUCCCGUUGUGACAAACCCCGUGGCCCGAGCCCAAGCCCGAAUCGGCUCCCCGGCCGAACAGCCCAGGGACAGAGUGAUCGCCAGCGGGGCAAGUGAUGCACCUCCCCCCGACCAGAGGGGUAUGUCGGAGGACACGGAAUCGCUUCCUGCAGGGUGGGAGAGGCAGUUCGUAGACGGCAGGGUGUUGUACAUCGACCACGUCAACAAGGCUACCACCUACACCAAGCCGACGAAGGGGGCCGACGAUGGACGCCGGCGCUCGGCCAGUGGCAUGUCCGGCGCCAGCGGUGGUUACGGGAGCUCUGCCGGUGCCGCCGCUCCCGCGGCCGUCGGUGGUGAUGGUGGCGGAGAGCCGCCGCUGCCGGACGAGUGGACCGCCGAAAAGACGGCGGACGGAAAGGUGUUCUACAUCAACCACAAGCACAAAACCACCAGCUGGGAACGGCCGGAGCCAGACCCGGCUCCCGCUGCUGCUGCUCCUGCUGCCUUCUCGUCCUCAAACGGACGACGUCAACCAGCAGGACCCCAGCACGGGUCGGUGAACAGCGCGCGCUCGACGGGUAGCAACGAUGCCAAGCGGGCACCGUUCGGCUCCAACAAUCGAGGGUCCUUCGGCUCCAACAGGAGCGCCGGCUCUGCUGGUUCGAGCGGCGAGACACCGCUACCGCCCGGGUGGAGCGAGAGCAAGACCGCGGGCGGCGAGAUCUUCUACGUCAACCACAAGGAGAAGAAGACGACCUGGGUCAGACCCAAAGGCAUCCCCCAGAUCUCUGUCGCUGAGGAACACCCGCCGCAGCCGCGGUGGGGCGAAGAAGAGACGACGUCGUUUGCCCCGGCGUACAGCUCCAGCGGGAGCGCUGCUAGCGGCGGUCUGGGGGGGGUGCAGCCUCUGCCGGUCGGGUGGACCUCCAAGGUCAUGGCUACGGGAGAGGUCUACUACGUCAACCACGUCGACAAGACCACCAGCUGGGAGAGGCCUACGGUCCCGGCUGCCGCCGCCGCCGCAGCCUCUAACACCCACGGGGUGCCGUUGGUGACCGCACGGUGGAGCGCUAAGAUAACGGCUACCGGUGCCGUCUACUACGAAAAUCAUGUGACCAAGACAACGUCGUGGGAGAGACCGGCUGCCCCCGCCCCCGCCCCCGCCCCCCAACGAGAGGCGCCGCUGCCUUCAGGGUGGACCGCUAAGACAACGUCUUCCGGUGCAGUCUACUUCGAGAAUCAUGUGACCAAGACAACGUCCUGGGAGAGGCCGGCUGCCGCCGCCGCCCCCGCCCCCCGGCCCGCCCCCGCUCCCCCGCAAGGGCAGGAGCCGCUGCCGCCGGGGUGGACCGCUAAGACGACGUCUACCGGAUGCGUCUACUACGAGAAUCAUGCCACCAAAACGACGACGUGGGAUCGGCCGAAAGCCCCCGCCGUGCCUGCGCUUUCGCACGGCGGGGCCCCCGUUGGCGGCGGGGGUUCCGCGGGGCCUUAUUCUUCUUCUGGUGGGGGUGUCGGCGGAGUAGAGGAGCCUCUUCCCCCGGGGUGGAGCGAGAAGACCACCUCCUCCGGCGCAACGUACUAUGAGAACCACGCCACCAAGACCACCACGUGGAAGAGGCCUGCCCCCGCCCCCGCCCCCGCCCCCGCCCCCGCCCCCGCCCCCGCCCCCGCCCCUGCCCCUGCCUCGGUGCCCCCCCCUCAACCCGCGCCGUCGCCCCUGCCGCAGUACCAACAAAGGGUGGACAGCUACGGAUGGUGGAGCCAGAGGAUGACCAACGCAGGAGAGGUGUUUUACGUCAACCACAACACGAAGGUCACUCAGUGGGAUAGGCCCUCCUCGCCCCCGCAAGCUGCGCCGCGAGAACCCCCCCGAGAUCUUCCUAGCUACGCAGAGCCGGCUCCCCGCUACCAGCCUGCUGGCGCGGGCGGCGUUGCCGUGGCUGCUCCAAAGAAGACGAAAGGGGCCAUCGGCUCUCUUUUCAAGGGCGUUCAGGGGGGCGUGGAAAAGCUCAAAGAAAUGUGUGGAGAUGAGGACGACGAUGAUGAUGAUGAUGAUGACGGGGAGGAGGAGGAGCUGGAGGGGGAUGAGGUGGAAGGAGUGGAGGAGGAGGAGGUGGAGAAAGAGGCGGAGGAGGAGGAGGAGAACGAGGGGGGUGAGGGUGAGGUGGAGGGAGAGGAGGAGGGGGAGGAGGGGGAGGAGGAAGAGGAAGAGGAGGAAGAGGAAGAGGAGGAGGAGGAGGAGGAGGAGGAGGAGGAGGAAGAGGAAGAGGAAGAGGAAGAGGAAGAGGAAGAGGAAGAGGAAGAGGAAGAGGAGGAGGAGGAGGAGGAGGAAGAGGAAGAGGAGGAGGAAGAUGAUGACGAAUGAGUAAGAACAUGAUUCAAGGAUUUUUUUUGUUUGUUUUUUCGUGGAGGACGCUUGCCCUCUGCGUACAUUCGUUCGUUCAUGUUUAUUUCAUCGUCCAUGUAGUGGAAAGGAAGCUCGCAGUGGCUGGGAGAAAGAGAGAAAACACCAACCGGCGAAGAGCUUGUGCCGCGUGAGGAGAGUAUCGCCGUCCCUUGGCGUGGGCGACCGCCGCAACGGCUUCUGCACGCUAGCUUCCCUGUAAAUGAGGUACCGAGAGGUCUUUUGUGUUGCAGUUGUUGUUGUCUUGACAUUUGAGAACCGUUCGGAUCUCUCUGCCCGGUACGGUACCUUCACCCGUCACCCGUCACCCGUCCGUACUGGGUUAGGUACGGGUCGUUUGUGUAGCUGUAUUUUUAUGUACGCUGGUAUCUGUUGGUGUUCCACGAGCUACUAUACUGCUGUACAUGCCGAACCAUGGCCCGUGGUUUCGUACGCAUGUUUGGUUGGUGUGCUGGACAUCUACAGCAGCGCUUUGUUUUUUUUGUCGUUGAUUGUUUCCCGUGGCUUUGGCCGGUCGUGAUCAGUCGUUGCCUCAAGUUUUUUCAGUCACUACUGCUUGUUGUUUGGUGUCGUGUAGUUUAAACCAUCUUGCAGUGGACGUCGGGAAAUUACUCAAAAGCGUUCUGAUCCCUUCCAGAGGCAUGCGUGCGUGUCCCCGACUUUGCUAUUUUCCAUUAGGUUCUUCCUUCCUGGAGCUAUUUCCAACCGGGUACAAAAGUUCUCACAAAAUUGCGGUAAUGUAGUCAUGGAGAGCGGCAUGCACUGCUAUCGGUAGGGCGGGGUUAUAGUGGAAUGCGAUUAUCUUUGCCGUUGCCGCCAGAUUUCGAUCCGUCCCAGAUCGUAGGUCCGGUUAGUCACGUGGUGUGUCUUGUUCUCUCUAGAGGCAUGUUUUUUUUUUU
Messenger RNA from Ectocarpus siliculosus, 3422 nucleotides. The record is from the annotation of a GenBank genome assembly. Lineage: Eukaryota; Phaeophyceae; Ectocarpales; Ectocarpaceae.